Molecule: messenger RNA, 531 nt
Organism: Letharia columbiana
Lineage: Eukaryota; Fungi; Ascomycota; Lecanoromycetes; Lecanorales; Parmeliaceae
Exons: 1
Coding region: 1-531 (176 amino acids)
Source: RefSeq, a predicted model, not a curated record
AUGUCCUGGGAGGCUCCAUUGGCGUCAUCCUACAAGAAAGGAAAGAAGUUGAAAAAAGUAAUCCAUUUUGACCGGUUAGAUCAGAAAGGGGGGCUCAAAGAGUCCUUUAUCAGCCGCAGAUACACCGUCCGCCAAAGUGCUGUUGAAAUUCCUCCUCCUCGCCCCAACCACCAUCCAGAGGAGGAUUAUACAGAUGUGUUCCUCUCACACGCGCAGCUUUACGUCUUCGCUGAUGAGUACGAUAUCCAACAGCUCAGAGUCUUAGCCUUGGAGGAGCUUCAUGCAACACUAGCCAUCCAUACUCUGUACCCCGAGCGUACUGGAGACAUCAUUGCGCUUCUGCGAUAUGUCUACGCCAACACCCGCAAACUGAGAGAGGGCGUGGAGGACGUCCGGAACUUGGUGACGCAGUAUGUGGGCUACGAGAUGGGUAUGCUGAUUAAGGAUCCCGCAUUUGGAGACCUCAUAAUCAAGGAUGGAGGAGACCUUUUGGGCGAUAUCUUGAGAAUGGUUGGCCAGAGAACCUCAUGA